Messenger RNA from Setaria italica (foxtail millet), 986 nucleotides. RefSeq names its product D-aminoacyl-tRNA deacylase. NCBI's taxonomy places the organism in Eukaryota, Viridiplantae, Streptophyta, Magnoliopsida, Poales, Poaceae. Gene Ontology annotation, cellular component: cytoplasm. Gene Ontology annotation, biological process: tRNA metabolic process. Bases 178 to 684 code for a protein of 168 amino acids. The record is from RefSeq and is a predicted model, not a curated record. The transcript has 8 exons. Gene Ontology annotation, molecular function: D-tyrosyl-tRNA(Tyr) deacylase activity.
UUGGCCUUUCUCACGGGGACGGCCCAUCACUGAUGCAUCAGCUUGCGGCUUGCGCGUGCGCCCCCACCUGAGCAGAGCCGCGCCGUUCUCCGUCUCUCCGGCGGCGAUCGGCGACUCGUCCCUCACCGUCGCAAGAAGCUUGUCACUUGGCGUGGCGGACGCAGGAGAAGACAGAGGAUGAGGGCCGUGGUGCAGCGCGUCCUCUCGGCCAGCGUCGAGGUGGAGGGACGAGUAGUGUCGGCGAUCGGCCCUGGACUCCUCGUACUCGUCGGCGUCCACGAGGCGGACACUGACUCCGACGCCGACUACAUUUGUCGGAAGGUCCUGAACAUGAGGCUAUUUCCUAACGAGAAUACUGGGAAAGCAUGGGAUCAAAGUGUUAUGCAGCGUAACUUUGAAGUCCUAUUAGUCAGCCAGUUUACAUUAUAUGGCAUCCUGAAGGGUAACAAGCCAGAUUUUCAUGUGGCUAUGCCACCUGCAAAAGCAAAACCAUUCUAUGCUUCUCUAGUCGAGAAAUUUCAGAGGUCAUACUCGGCUGAUUCAGUGAAAGAUGGUGUUUUUGGAGCAAUGAUGAAGGUGCCUCUGAGUGAAAAAAAAUGUUUCUUUGGUAAACGAUGGCCCAGUGACAAUGCAAGUCGACUCACCCUCACUGCAAGGCGCUGCUCAGUCAAGCAAUGGCGAUGAUGGUUUGCUUAGAGAUGGUGAAGCAAGAGUGCCUAAAGAGACAUGCUAAACCUCUAUGACUAGGUCUGCUGAGUCCUGCCGGCUGGCCUAAACGUGAUGGAGCCCUGGCCAAUGUUCUCCGUUAUGUUAUGCUCUUGCAGAAUUUUGAGUCGGGGGUUGGAGCUGAAAGAAGCCAUAUGUUGUGCUUCUAUCUGUACUUGUGAGGAAAUAUCCGAGUCGUGAUUUUUGUUACAUUAUUAAGUUGGCAUGAAUUAACUUGAACUUGUCUCUGGUCAAUACAUGAUAUGUAAUUUCUAGGAUCA